CCCCAGGGCGGCCGGACCCGCCGGUUUGGCGAAAAAAACAGCGAGUUUGGGCAAAAAACAGCGGGACUGUCCGAAACCAGGCUGGGGACAACGGGGCUGGGGGAAAAACACGGCGCGGGUUUCACGGAAAAGCUGCGGAUCUCGGGGAAAAAGAGUCCGGCGAGUUGCCGGCAGGGCCGGCGGUGCCGGGCGGGAGCGGCCGAGGGAGCCGGGGAUCCGUGAGGGGAGCGGGGGCACGGACAGCCCUCCCGGCUCGAGAGAGGCGCUUCCGAGGGAAAACAAACUCAAGUGGCGAACGGCGUCGGUGGGAGCUCCCUGCUGGACUGGCAUUCCUGGGCCAUGGCUGUGCGGCGCUGGAGGGGGGUCCCCUUUGGGAAUCUCUCGGAAUGUCCCAACGGCUCCCGCUGGAUCCUCGAGGUGUUCCACGAGUGUGCCCAGGACGGCCGGGACGUCUUCAGCGUUAUCCUGGGGCUGGUCUCCAUCCUCUGCUUCGCAGCCGCCUCCUUCCCGCAGUUUUACCAAGCCUGCAAAACAGGCAUCAUGGACCGGGCUCUCUCCAUAUAUUUCCUGCUGGGAUGGCUGGGAGGAGACCUCCUGAACCUCAUCGGCUCCUUCCUGGCUGAUCAGCUGCCCCUGCAGGUUUACACGGCUGUUUAUUACGUGCUGGCCGACCUGGUGAUGCUUUCGCUCUACUGCUACUACAGAGUGAAGAACAGGGGGGCAAGAUUCACUGCCCCAAUCAAUGCAGCCUUUGUGUUCCUCUCCAUGGGUACAGUGUCAGCCCUCUCCCUCCUGGGCAGCGGCACCUCCACAGAGGGCACAGGGACCUUUCCAGGGAGGUCUCUGCUGUCGGUUCACACGGAUGAUCCUGGAUCAAAGCCUUUCACCAGGAGUGAGAUCAUUGGAUUCACCGUGGGUUCUGUGUCCUCCGUGCUGUACCUGUGCUCCCGAGUGCCCCAGAUCUACACCAACUACAAGAGGAAAUCCACCACUGGGAUCUCCUACUCCCUCUUUGCCCUGGUGAUGUUGGGGAACUCCCUCUACGGCCUCAGUGUCCUCCUGAAGAACCCUGAGCCAGGCCAGGGUGAAGGUGACUAUGUCCUGCACCACCUGCCCUGGCUGGUGGGCAGCCUGGGGGUCCUUUCUCUUGACGUGGUUAUCUCCUUCCAGUUCCUCACCUAUCGGAAAGGAAGAGCCAGUGCCCACGAGGAGAGGGAUGCUCUUCUUGGGGAGCAGAGUGACAGCCUGGAGAGCUGACCAGGGGACCUGCCUGGAGCGAGAGGAGGAGACGCAGAUGUGGAAAGUCCUUGAACACCGGGCAAACCAGCCCCUCCAUCCUGGUGGCUCUUGGGAGAAGAGGACCUGAGUCAGUGGGUGACACAUUGUGGUGCUACAACAGUGGCAGAGGAUGCUGCUCUUUGAACUUGUGCCUCUUUGAUAUCAAUGAUGCUGUUGGGAUAAAAGGGAAUUCUUUGAUACCUCAGUUACUCUUUGCUGCUCUGAUGCCCCCCAGCUCAGCCUGGUCGUUGCUGUCUCAAGGGAGAUCUGGAGCUUCCUUGGUGCUGGCAGACAUGGGAAGGGACAGGGAUGAGCGACCUGCCACAGACACAGCAGCACCGUGGGCCUCAUAACUGCACUCUGAGCUCCUUCUGCAAGACCACAGUGCCUGGAUCCAGUGGGGAAGGAGCAGCACAACAAAGUGUUCAUUCCUUGCACACCCAUUUUAAUUAGCACGUCCUUCCCCACGUGCCUCCUUUGCUUUCAUUUUGCCAGUUUACCUGGCAGCUCCUGCCUCUUUCUUCAUGACUUUCACAGUCCCAGUUCUGACUUCUCAUUUUUUUGCCUCACCCAUGUUUUAAUCACAUGGAUUCCUUGGGGAAGUUGCUCUCUCUGUUACCCAGCAGAGCUGCCUCUGCUUUCUCUGCUUUUCAGUCCUGCCCUCUCAUUGAUGAAUUUAUCCCCAUCUUGAUGAGUUUAUUCCCAACAAUGAUGAAUUCAUCCCCCUCUUGGGGCCCUGCACACCAGUGCAGUGGCUCCCUGACCCCAGAGGGACUGGAAGCAGGGGUGGUUUGGGAAGAGUGCCGAGGUGGAGCCACCCGAUGGAUCAGCUCAGCACUCCAGGCUCCCUCCCGUGUGCUGAGCUGGGGGUGAGCAGCUCAGUCUCACCAGGAAAGUAAGAGGAAAACCAAAUAAAGCUUGAAAGCUCUUAAGGAAAAACUAACACAGCUUGUCCUUGAGAGAAGAGCUUUCCUUUUCCUGAAAUCACUAUCAGCUCUUCUUUUUGCUUCCCUUUUCCCUCUGACACCCAGUGUUGUACUCUAUUAUUAACUCCUGAUUCCUCUGCCGGUCCAUGACAUUUGUCCUUCCCCAGGAAGUUUGCCCUCCUCUCUGCUUUGUCCUCACACUGAGGACUCAAAGCCACAGCUCAGCCUGGAAACAGGAGUCAAACUGCUCAGUGCCCAUCAAGCUGCACCAGCAGGUCAAUUAAAACACAAGCUGGGCCAGUGUUUGGGGCUGACCCAUUCAUUUUCAGGAAGAAAAAGUAUUUUUCAGUCUCUUUGAGCCCUUUGAAACAAAGGAGUGGGUUUUCACUGCAUGAUUCUGCCCCUCCAGGUUCUCAGGUGAAGGGGCUGCUCAGCUCGUCCCCAGGAGCUGUAGACAAGCAAUUCCUAUCAAGUGCUAAUCCAAACCAUGAGCAAAUCCUUAAUCUCUGCCAUUAAUAACUGCCACAUCCUGGCUAACCAAGGGCUUUUCUUAAAGCUGGACAAAGAACCUCCAUCAUAGGGAGGAAAAAUUAUAAAAUAUAGUUUGUCCCCACAGGUGGAUCCAAAGCACAAGUGGAUUUACUUGGGCUGCAGAGGUUGGGCAGCGUGAGCAGCUGUUUGGCAGAGGGAGGUUCCACACCUGCUGCCAUCCCAGAGGUGGGGGGUACAAAUUCCUGCCACUGAGAUGCUCCCUGAGGUUUCCAUCCCUCCAGGUCACUGCUGCAGCCCUGCUCCUGCAGCUUAGGAUUUUGCACAUGUUAAACCAGAAAAGGCAGAGCAGAAACAAAUAUCCCAGAGUGAGAAGGUAAAUGAAAACCCAACACACAUCUUCCCCCUCCUGGGCUCAAGACUUCACACAAACUUAUCUCCAGUUUCAACAAAGGUUUUUCCUUGGACAGAACCAAGAGAAAAAGACCAAAUCUCACUGUGUUUCCCUGGGGGAUCCCAGCUGUGAGGCAGACACGUGUCCCAGCCUGUGUCCCACAGGAGCUCCAGUCUGGACCACAAGCCCUAGGCAAACACUGAUCACCUGCAGGGGCUGGGGGUGGAACAGGUCAUGGCAGCCAAAAUGAGAGCACAGUAAUCAGUGUCAAUGCCAACAGUGUCCAUUUGCAGGGGUUCACCCAAAGGGUCAUUUCAAAGGCCAUGGACAGGAGGAGCCCAUCAGGUAUUUAUUUCCUUUCCCAGUUUGCCCAGGAUUAGGUUUGGAGCAGUGAAACCAGAGCUGGGCAAGGUCCCUCUGCCCACCACGAGGUUCAAGAGGAGACUCAGGGUGAGGUUCACAGACACAAGGACCGAGCACAGGAGUUUUUGGGUCAGCACGGAUGGGUGGAACCAUCUACCCCAGUGUGUCCAACGCUGCUCCUCUGCCACCCCCCUGCUGGGCACAGCGACCCCCCAGGCUGUGUUUAACACACCCAGUAAAGCUGGACCAAUCCCCCUUCCCUAAAUGCACCUGUUCCACAUUGCUGCAUGCCUGCAGCAUCAAUCCCAGCAUCCUGGAGGGGCAGCAGGCCCUCGAAAAGCAGUGGGACAUCACCCCCUCUUCAAAACAAACGUGUUCUAGCUCAUCUGGAUAUGAGACAAAAAACAAAUAACCCUGCAAGGAAAGCAACAGAAACAAAGACACCAACCACACACACACAUCUUCCUGGGAUUUUUUUUAUUUUUAUUGUUUUAGUCUUUUUUUUUCUUUUUUUUUUUUUCAUUUUUUAGUAUGGAGGCUCAAGUAUCAGAUGUAGAUUCAAUUUAAGCUUUACAAAAAAAACCAAAAAAUCAAAACAAAAACCCCUUUUGCAUUCCAUAAAAAUUGACAGAAAAGCGCCUUGGAACCAGAAAAGAAAGAAGAAAUUUUCAGCAGGUCUCCAAAUCACCAUCUCCUGCACAUCUGGGUGAGUCAGCAUCGUACAAUCCCAAGGAACACCCUCUCUUCCCUCCCUCCCACCAGCCAGCCCUUGUGCCCAGCCCCCAAACAUACAUGGAAUAGAUUAUUUUUCUCCUUUUUUUUUUUUUUUUUCCAGUUCUUCCUCUUUCACACACCACAGUAUUUAAUAAAUUUUUGUUUUACAUUUUUUACACCAAUGUAACAAAAGGCAGGAGGGGGGUGAGGGAGGAAAAGACAAACAAUGAUCCGUGGUGAUGCAUAUAAAUGGGGGAGGGCGGGAGACGGGCGGGGGAGAAAAAAUAAUACAUGGACUUCUACAGAAACAUAGCCUAAGGUCUUGAUAGUAAAAUGUGGUGCAAAGUAGGCCUCAGAGACUGAAAAAGUUUGUACAGCUUUAUUCAUGGGGAGAAGAUGGCGCUGCAUGGAGAGUAUUGGAUGCAGAUCGUGACGUGACGGAACAGAAAAGGGCAGGGGAUGAGUUCUCUACCAAAGGAAUCUAACGAGUGCAUGGCAUGUCUGGUUAGCACGGACAGGAUUUUAACUUUGCUGCUUUCUCUUCAAAGCCUCCACCAGGUCGUUUUUAAGAGCUUCUUGUUUUGAUUUGUCUGCAAAAGUCUGCACAGACCUGCGAGGAAGAAGGAAAGGCGGGUCAGAGGUGCCAGAGGGAGGGAGGGGUUGGGGCCAGUCCUGGCAUGGGAGGCAAGAGGGAGGAGAAGCCCCUCAGCCCAGACCCAGAGGAACACCCAGCUCUGCCUGCUGGACCACAGGAAGCAGAAGGCAAUGGACACCUGGGUGAGGACAUGAAAGCAAAACUCACUCCAGCAAGGAUGGCACCAAAGGCUUCCCCGGCAGCUCCAGCUGCUGGAGGGAGAUUUCCAACAUUUUAUGUUACGGAAGAACCCCAGCAUCCCACCAGCAAAGGGGGUUAGUGCUCCUGCUCUCCAAAAGUCCAGAGAAAAUUCAGCCUCCACCCAAGAAGGGCAAGGCAGGGGAGCCCCCGCCCCUCCUGCAGACUGUUCACCCAGGGUCCAGCAGCGGCCUCACAACUCCCCUCGGUGUUUGCACUGGUGGGAAAAGCAGCCAGAGGUUCUUGGCUCAAAUUUGCCUUCUUUUGUACCUUCCCUAAGUAAUGAGUGAUCAAAGCAGCUGAAGAAGAACAGAGAUACUGUCACAGGAUUAUUGCAGAGGUUCCCUUUGGAUACAAGUACAGAGGAAAAGCUCCAUCUUCCAGGAGUCCUUGGAUCAGUGCCCUGGGAGAUGGCUGUAAGGAACCUGUGACUCCAAUGGCACAGUAAGAAAUUUCCACUUUUAAAAAAGACCCUCUUAAAUGUGAUCAUGGAUAGAAUGAGAAGACCAGACUUUUCCAGAGUUGCUACCAUGGAGAAGUGGUAGGACCCAGUUUGGUAAGAUAUUUCCUCACCCAAACCAUAUUUCACAGCCCUUUCAGUACUCGGUACCUGGGACAGUGGAAGGUGUCCCUGCCCAUGGCAAGGGGAUGGAACUGGAUGAGCUUUAAGGGCCCUUCCAACCCAAACCAGUCUGUGAUUGUAUGAUUCAAAGCCUUAUUUUCCCUGGAUGCUGUCUCCUGUAAACAAGACUCUUCUUUAUGGUGGAUAUUUUCCUACCAUUUUUAUAACAGUAUUUCCAUUCUCUUGUCUCUGGACACUUCUGCUGCUUUAAUAAAAACAUAUGCAUUUGAUAUUUG
Myiozetetes cayanensis is the source of this 5854-nucleotide messenger RNA. RefSeq names its product solute carrier family 66 member 1 (gene SLC66A1). Bases 340 to 1257 code for a protein of 305 amino acids. The record is from RefSeq and is a predicted model, not a curated record. The transcript has 8 exons. NCBI's taxonomy places the organism in Eukaryota, Metazoa, Chordata, Aves, Passeriformes, Tyrannidae.